This is a messenger RNA of Oncorhynchus nerka (sockeye salmon), 3703 nucleotides long. RefSeq names its product proline-rich transmembrane protein 3-like. The transcript is spliced from 4 exons. Bases 491 to 3361 code for a protein of 956 amino acids. The record is from RefSeq and is a predicted model, not a curated record. Lineage: Eukaryota; Metazoa; Chordata; Actinopteri; Salmoniformes; Salmonidae.
ACUCGGUAUUACACUCUUAUGAGUAUUUUCUCAUAUUUACAUAUACUGUGAAGUAAACUGUGUAUACAUCCGUCUUCUGCUUACAUUAUCCCAAACCCUCCCACUACACUGAAAUACAGUAAAUAAUACACAAAUCUAACUAACCUUAUUUCUCUAUACAUUUAUGCACCUGUGUCUGUGUGUGUUUUGUUCUCUACUGUCCUCGUGCACUGCUGGUAGCUUUGUGUCAAUCUAAUGAUCUUAAUGUAAUCCUUGACUAAUGAGAUUACAGAACACAGCUGUGAUAUUGUAUAGGAGCAAGAGACUCUGAGCAUCACUCUAACAAAUCCAAACAGGACAACUACAAAUGGCUACACUUGACCCAUGAGACCAACAGGAGAAAAGGGAAAGCCAGUAUGCUACCCAACAACACAACAAAUGUGAAGCAGAGGUCUAAAGAAUCACAGGUCUUCUAUAAGGUAUGAUUGCUGCUUCAAGGUUACAUUGAGCAAUGGUGUGGCUCUUAUCUCUCUCCUUGGUGCUGGCCACACUGUUUCACUGUUCACCUGGAAACAUUAUCAGGGCCACCUCACCCUCAUCCAUCAACUCUGACCAUGUCCCACUCCCUUUAUUCUCUAACUCCCUCAGCACCACCUCCAACAUGGGUACAACAACCCCCAAGCUUACCACAACACAACAGACAGGGACAGACAUCCUUCUGCCUGCCAGCGGUAUGCAGGUGCCAGGAAACAGGAUGACAAGUAUGGAGGACUUAGAUGGGGCAUUGGUUGGCACAUCAUAUGGCAGUGAUGAGUCUAUGGAUGAUAGUGGACUUGGGGACACAGAUAUAAUAGAAAGUCAACAAGAGACAACUGCCAGCACACUUGUUAUCAAUUCUGCGGCUGGAAAUGAGGAGAAGAAAGCGAAGGAACUUGAAGUGCAUUCCUCCAUCCCUACUUCUCUCUACCCCCCUCCCACGCCCCAAAAACAGACCCAAGACAGCGUCAGCACAGCAGGACCAGCUGGCUUACAAACGUCAGAGGAUGUGCGUUCACCGGCCAAGAGCCCACUGACCAAGCUUACACCUAGAGCUACGUCUAAAUUAUCUUUGCCACCCAUAGGGGACGAUGACAGUGGACUCAAUCUGGAACCUGCGUAUUCUAUUGUAGAGAUCUCAAAACAAUCGGAGCAAACUGUCAACUCGACAUCAGAAAUAAACAAUUCUCCAAACCCAUUAACUCAUCACAGCUCCCACCAAUCCCCUAAAGACACAAUUACAGAGGCCACUCUCGAAGAAGAAGAAGGGCUUGGAGCACUGGAGGAGAAUGAGGAAGAAGAUGUGGUUGUGUUAAAAUACAUUUUUGUGAUUGACUCAGCGGUUCCCAUAAGCAGAGACACUCGGGGAAAACUGUCCCACUCCUCCACCCUGUUAUCAGCCAAUCCCAAACAAGCACCCAUUGUGACAGGACAGUUUCAAAGAGAAAAGGAACAAACUCAAUCCUUUCCUGACAUACAAUCAACUGAGUUGCCGGCACAAUCAUCACCUAACGUGAAACACAUAAUCCAUCAACAUGAAGAAAACACUAAGGGUCAACUCUGGCCUGUGCCCUCUGUCCGCUACGGUGUGUUUGGUCCUGUAACACAUCAGAACCUGAAUGGAGGCCCCUGUGUGCUGGGUCUUGGCAGCUGCGUGUUCCCUACUGGCACCAACGGCACCCUCCUUCUUUGGGAGGACCUGAGCCGCACACUGGCCUUCGCCUGGGAGCUCCACGUCUAUGGCUCUGCUGGACUCUUCCUGCUGCUGUCCUGUGUGGCUGUGUUGGGAAUGGUUGGACGGUCUAAUAUGCUUCACCCCCUCUGUGAUGUACUAACCCUGGCCAAUAGGCUGUUGCUGCUGACCGGGGCUCUGCGUGCUGUCCUCCUCCUCACUGACCCGUAUGGCACAUGCCGGAUCCUGUCUCGGCCGGUCCUCACUGCCCUCUAUAAUCUGCCUCUGCUGCUGCUGCUGUGGGCACAGGUUGCCCUGGCGAUGAUUCUGCUGUCCCCAACGAUGCAGCGCCCUCGUGUGGUGGGAAGUCUGGCAGUCUUACACUGUACCCUGCUGAUGGCAGCCGACCUGCUCUCCCCAACACUGUCCCAUGCCUUUCCUUUGGUUCUACAGAGCCUCUCUCUCUGCUGGGGCCUGACUCUCUGCCUGGGCAUUCUCACUCAGUCACUCUCCCACCUGCAGCCCUUCUCCAAGACUCCCAUACACCAGUGGGGGGCCCCUCAGAGGAUUGAGGAGCGGGCAAGACGCGUAACGGCAGUGUGUGCCCUCCUGGGGGUGCUGUGCUCCGGCCUGCAGAUCUACAGCCUGCUCUGGCUCUAUGGGCUGCUGGGGGACUGGAGGCGCUUUGGCUGGGGCUGGUGGCUGGGGCAGUUCUGGGCACGGGUGCUGGAGCUGUUCUGGGGCUUCUCUAUGCUGGUGCUGGGCUCCUGGGUGUUCUGGACCCCUCGGAGGAGCCGUGCCAGGAGCGACCAUGGCCAAGGGAUGCCAGAGAGAUCAUCGUUUUGGAAAAUCCUGCGGAUAGGGCCUUUCAGGAGUUUUGAGAAAAACUGGGCAGAGCUCAUACCAAAAAACUGGGCGGGGCAGCAUCACUCGGGAGCAGACAGUGACUCCAUACGUGUCUAUGACAAUCCCCCCACCACACACAUCUUGAGGGACACCAUGUCACCAUCUCAUCACAAGGGUGGAGAACCCACUACCAGCAGCAGCGGUGAUACCCACCUACUGUGGCAGCGGGUGGGUGAGCGCGAGUGCAUCCUCUCCCUCAUAGAGUUUGACAUGCUCCCCCAGUCGCCGAUCAACCUCAGCCGCAGCAUUGACAAUGCGCUCCACCAUGACAAUGGACACCUGCUAGGGGUAGGCAGCCUCUUCACAGCCCCACCUUCUUCCACCUGGACCCACCAAGCUGGUGCUGACACUGACACCUCACUGGCGGACAGUGAGAUCACGCCACCCUCUCUCACCUCUCCCACCUCUCCCACCUCUAAUGUUGGCUGUAGGUGGGAGGUGGAGGCUGGCUCCAGGCCUGCAACUUCUGAUCAUUUCAGAGCCAACGGGCAGGCACUGCCUGAGGCAGAGCCUAAGUUAGAGCCACAGCUACAGCCGGACCCACAGCCGCAGCUACAGCCGGACCCCCAGCCACAGCUACAGCCGGACCCCCAGCCACAGCUACAGCCGGACCCCCAGCCACAGCUACAGCCGGACCCCCAGCCACAGCCGGACCCCCAGCCACAGCUACAGCCGGACCCCCAGCCACAGCCACUGGAGGCUUCUGAUAACCAGAUCCUUCAGCCAUCUCCAAACCCUGAAACACCAGGAGGAUGUUCCAGACAAUGAUAUAUACAUGUCUAUUGUUCCAAACAAGGUGAAGAAGCCAGGGGUCCCUCAGGAGGAUGACUAGUCCAGUGUGGGCUGCAGUGAUGUUACAGAGCUAUGAGCUGACCGUGACGUCAUCAUCACCUCAUCCAAAUGCCCAUGUCACUUCAUAUCAGUACAAAGGGACUUGAGUGGUUCCACAGUGAACACUUGGCCAGGGAACAGCACCACUCAUCAGAAGUUUAAUAAAGUCAUAUAUAAGAUAUAAACAUAUUCAGUGUUGUUUAUCAGCUCUCUAUGUUAAAUUCACUUACUGUACUUUAACUCGAUGUUCUCUUAAUAAAUAUUUCAGUUAAAGAAGUC